Molecule: messenger RNA, 330 nt
Organism: Kockovaella imperatae
Lineage: Eukaryota; Fungi; Basidiomycota; Tremellomycetes; Tremellales; Cuniculitremaceae
Exons: 1
Coding region: 88-273 (61 amino acids)
Source: RefSeq, a predicted model, not a curated record
UAUACAAUGCAUGGUAUGAUUGUUACGUGUAGAGGCAUGAGUAGUCCAUUAUAAUCAUCAUAUGUCGUAUCCAGAUCGUCAAUUAUCAUGCGGAUCUAUCCUAGUACCGCUCUAUCACUCCAUGUCUUCUGCCUCCGCCACGAGGUCGGAAGAUGGCUCGUGUCCCUACUUUGCAUCGUCCUCCAGCUUGGCCAUCUCGACUUUAUCCGUCUCAAAAGUCGACGCCCACUUGAGCACCCUGUCGUGGACCUGGAUCCUAUUACCAUUGUGUAAGCAUACGAACAUGGCCUUGAAACUAGAGUCUCAACUUGUUCAUACUGAAAUUCCUUA